AUGAGGGUCAGUCCUCUCCUUUCUCUCCCCAUUACCAUCCUUCUGGCGGUCCAGACCCUCGCCCAGGGCCGUACAGCCAAGGAGGCCGCUGCGGACGGCAACAGGCUGCUUGCCGAGGGCGCGUACUCGGACGCCGCGCGCGCUUAUGGCGAGGCGAUUGACGCCGACCCAACUUCUUAUAUCAACCACUACAAGCGCGCCACGGCGUACCUCUCGCUUGGUCGCCAUGCGGCUGCUCUCGAAGACUUUGACGCCAUCCUGAAGUUGAACCCAGGCUUUGUGCAGGCCCAUUUCCAGAAGGCGAAGGUUCUCGCCAAGGAGGGCGAGUUCUCCGAGGCAUCGGACGAGCUGGCCGCCUUCGCGAAGACCAAAACGGACUCCGAGGCAGACGAGCUUGCUCGUCUGGUCAUCUCGGCGGACGUCGCAAAGACGGCCGCGCGUGAUGCCGCCAAGGAUGGCAAGUGGGGCGAGUGCGUCGCGCACGCUACCAAGGCCAUUGAGGUUGGGCCCAACUCGGGCGAACUGCGCGAACUGCGCGCGACUUGCAACACGGAGCUGGGCGAGGCCGAGUCAGCAUACGCCGACCUCAGUCGUCUGGCGAUGCUGCGUCCCUCGUCGGAAGACCUCCGCCUCCGCCUUGCCAACCUAGGCUAUUACCUCUUGGACACCACCAUCGCGCUCAACGAGAUCAAGAAGUGCCUCCACUACGACCCCGAAUCCAAGGCGUGCAAGAAGAUGCACAAGCUCCUUCGUUCCCUCGACCGCGACACUGUCAAGGCCCGCAACUUUAUCGACGGCGGCAACCCUCGCAAGGGCCUGACCAUCCUGCGCGGCGAGGGCGGCGUGCUCGAGCGCUUUGACGCGGCCAUGACCGACGCCGAGGCCGCCGGACAGCUGCCACCUCAGUUCUCCGCGUCCACCAAGAGCAAGACCCGCCUGGACCUGUACACGCUCGCGUGCCGCGCCGCUGUUGACUGCAACGACUUUGGACCCAAGUCGGCUGCCUUGUGCGACGCCGUCCUCGCCCUGGACCCCGACAACGAGCACGCCCUCGUGUUCCGCGGCGAACGCCUCCUGAAGGCCGAAAAGUGGGAGGAGGCCGUCAACGUCCUCCAAAAGGCGUUUGAGCAAUCCGGCCGCUCUUCACAAGACAUUGCCAACCGCAUGCAAAAGGCCCAACGUCUCCUCAAGGUAUCGAAGCAAAAGGACUACUACAAGGUCCUCGGUGUCUCCCGUGACGCCGACGAGCGCACCAUUAAAAAGGCCUUCCGUAAAGCCGCCAAGACGAACCACCCUGACGUGGGCGGCAGCGAGGAGAAAAUGGCACAGCUGAACGAAGCGUAUGAGGUGCUGUCCGACUCGGAGCUGCGUGCGCGCUUCGACAACGGCGAGGACCCGAACGACCCGCAGGGCGGCGGACAGGGUGGCAACCCGUUCGCGCACCAUGGCGGCAUGCCCCACUUUUUCCAGCAAGGUGGAUUCCCCGGUGGCUUCCCUGGCGGAGGCCAGAAGUUCCAGUUCCAUCACGGAUAG
Apiotrichum porosum is the source of this 1533-nucleotide messenger RNA. RefSeq lists its product as uncharacterized. Gene Ontology annotation, molecular function: protein-folding chaperone binding; misfolded protein binding. The record is from RefSeq and is a predicted model, not a curated record. Gene Ontology annotation, cellular component: endoplasmic reticulum. Gene Ontology annotation, biological process: protein folding in endoplasmic reticulum. Bases 1 to 1533 code for a protein of 510 amino acids. NCBI's taxonomy places the organism in Eukaryota, Fungi, Basidiomycota, Tremellomycetes, Trichosporonales, Trichosporonaceae. The transcript has 3 exons.